Molecule: messenger RNA, 1104 nt
Organism: Ectocarpus sp. CCAP 1310/34
Lineage: Eukaryota; Phaeophyceae; Ectocarpales; Ectocarpaceae
Source: the annotation of a GenBank genome assembly
AUCGACGAUGGUGGGGGGGACGAAGACCGACAAUGGACACAAGGUCGUCGGCGUAGUACAGCGCUCCACUGCAAAGACGGUGCACUUCCUUCGCCAUGCCGAAGGAACGCACAACGAGGCGGCGCUCAAGGAGGGUCGAGCAGCCUUCUUCAAGAUUGAGCAUCUCGACGCCAGGCUGACUGAUCUCGGCAAGGAGCAGUGUGCGACUUUGAAGACGGCGAAUCACGGCAUCGAAAAGGAGGCGGAGCUGGUCGUUGUUUCUCCGCUUACCAGAGCCAUGCAGACCGCCAUGUUGGCCAUAGAUCAGGUAGAGGGAGUGCCAUGGGUGGCGCUGGAGUGCGUGCGGGAGAGAGCUGGGGUGCAACCUUGUGACCGCCGAAGAUGCGUGAGCGAGCUCAAGGUGGAGUACCCGAACAUUUCCUUCGAUGCAAUCACGGACGAUGACGACGCCUUCUUCGAUUCCCAGGGUGAUGAGAGAGAGACAUACGACUCGAUUGCCCAUCGUGGGAGAGAGCUCUUUUCCUGGCUGAGGGAUAGGCCUGAGACCAACAUUGUCGUGGUAACCCACAGCGGGUUCCUGUCGAGCCUCUUCAAGAGGGUCGUGUUGUCGCCACGGGACACAGCCAGAGGCUUCAAGAAUUGUGAGCUUCGGAGCGUACUACUGGACCUUUGAAAACGUUUCGAUCGAUGUUGUCAAGUGAUCGAUGUGGUUCGAGCUUUCCUAAGGAGCGGGUCAACGGGGGUGAGGGCGGCGACGACCCAUGGUCCGUCGCGGGCUCAGAUGCCCAAGAGGGAAACUGGGGUCACCUUCUGCUGUAAGAUAGGCGACGAGACCGAGGGACAGGAGAGCGGGGACCUGGCAUGCCCGUCGUUAGCCGGCGCGCGCUCUCUCUCGGAAUGUGGUGUGCACUGCCCUGUGAUAUCCAUUUUGCAACGAAUGUUGCUGUAGAGCAUGUGAACAUAAGUACUACGGGAAGAGUGGUGUGUGUAUAAUCUAGGACCUUUCGCAAUAGCUUUUUUCUUGGUUGCUGUUGUUCUGGCAGUUUUUUUUUUUUCUUGUCUCCCAUCAUUGGACUCUGUUGUCUGCCCCUCUGGCCCCUAUCC